This is a messenger RNA of Solanum tuberosum (potato), 683 nucleotides long. RefSeq names its product HVA22-like protein f. The record is from RefSeq and is a predicted model, not a curated record. NCBI's taxonomy places the organism in Eukaryota, Viridiplantae, Streptophyta, Magnoliopsida, Solanales, Solanaceae. The transcript is spliced from 5 exons. The coding region runs from base 39 to 509 and encodes 156 amino acids.
AUCAAAUUUGCAAGAGGAAAAUAAAGAAAUAUUUUCCAAUGGGUGCUAUUGGAACUAUUGCUAAAAGUUUGAAUGCAUUAAUCGGCCCUGGAGUGAUGCUUCUCUAUCCUUUGUAUUCUUCUAUGAGAGCAAUUGAGAGCCCUUCACCAUUAGAUGAUCAACAAUGGUUAACCUAUUGGGUUCUCUAUUCAUUCAUAACUCUAUUUGAGUUGUCUUGCUGGAAAGUCCUCCAAUGGCUUCCAUUCUGGCCAUUCAUCAAACUUGUAUGUUGUAUGUGGUUGGUGCUACCAAUUUUCCAUGGAGCAGCUUAUAUACAUGAAAAUUUCAUAAGAAAACAUGUUAAAGUUGGGAGCCAUGUUAGCUCAAAUUAUCCACAAAAUCAAAGGAAAGCACUCCAAAUGAUGAGUCUUGAUGCAAGGAAAGCUGUUGAAAGAUAUAUAGAGAAGUAUGGACCAGAUGCCUUUGACAAGGUGGUUAGAGCGGCGGAGAAAGAAGCAAAGAAACAUUGAGGAAAAACAAUACCAUAAAUCACAAGAGCAAACAUAUAUAAUAUCAUAUUCAGUGUAAUCCGAGAAGAGAAGAAAACAUGAUGUAUUAUUUAGAAAUGUAUUAGUGAAGGACUAUAUCAAUGUGUAUUUUGACUUUCAUAAUUCUUCCACAUAAAUGAAACAUUGGCAUUUCUA